AAUAGUCCCUGCGUACUAAAUAGGACUUCUAUAAAAUAUUCUAUUCAUUCUUGAGAAGAAUAAUUGAGGUUUUUAAACACGUAUGCCUUUAUUCAUGAUGUUCAGUACUUGAGAACAAAGAAAUAAAGAGAGAUCCUUGUGAGUGCAGGAUUAUGAAUUUGGAUCAGUAAAGUGUCGAUCGACAUAAUUAGGCGAUUUGGUACGUUUUGGCUUUAAUAACUUUUCAGAAAAAAUCACCAGCCUUUUUCCGGUCAAGUGUGUGUACGGCCGUUUUAGCAAUCAGAAGGUUUAAAUUUUUUUCAGAAUUUUAGACACUUCAAUUAUUUAUAUACUUUAUGGUCAUUUUGGAUUGAUAAGUUUGAAGAAGUUCUUCAAUUACGUAUACUUUUUAUAGCAUUUCUACUAUUUAAUCAAGUAUGUCGGAAUCUGCUAAGAAAGCGGACGAAAGUUCAGAUAUGAUUUCUAGCUCAACAACAAAUAAGCAAUCUUCUUCAUCCUCUUCAACUUCAAAUUCUGAAGAUGAUAGUGAUGAAAAUUUAGCAAAAAAAAGUGAAACGGAUCAACCAGAAUGUGUUAAACCUGAUUCGCCAACAGAAGAUAGUGAUACUGAAGAUGAUUUAAUAUCUGCUAUCAAUUACAAUACUAUUACUUCUUUAGCAGCGCUUAAAGAUAUGCUUCAAUCUUCAGGAGGAAGUGCUGAUGGUGUUGAUAGCUUUUUUAAUCACUACUUUUUAUCUCACGUAAAUCGAUUACCAUCCAGAAAUCAAACUCAUAGCCCUUAUCCUUGGACCCGAAGAUUAUCGGAAUGCCGCGAAGAAGAUGAAUAUGAGGCCGAAGACGGUAAAACUACAGAUACUGCAUCUGCACCAAGUACUGCUCAAAAUGAUUCUACAGUAAAUACUGAUGAACAAUCAGUAAAAGAAACCCCAGUAAGUAUAUCUGACCCGACUCAAACUACAGUGCUAAGUGCAAAUACUAACGACGACUUAUCUGCGACUUCUGCGAAAAUGACGAGCCCAAAUGUUACUGCUUCGACUCCUCAUAAAUCGACGUUGCGAAGACGGAAUACUACUGGACCAGAUAUAACAUUUACAGCAUCCGAAUUUCCUUCUCAUUCAUGCAGUAAUAUUCCAAUGUCAAAAAUAAGUCCAAUGCAGAGUCCACAUUUCGAUAAACGAUUUUUUGAUUUCAAUUUAGUUGAAAUGAAGAGCCAAGCAAGUAGUACGAGUACAAUUGACAAUGAUUCUGCAGAAGAUAUUUGGGUUCGUAGAGUCGAUAAUAUUCAAGAGAAAAAAAAGCAAGAACAUGGAUCGCAAUCAUUACCUACUUCUGGUACUGAAGAUAAUGAAAGCAUUUUCAAUAAAGGAGAUUUGAGUAAUCGACAAAGAGCAGGGACCUGGGGAAGCCGGACGCCUACCUUAAAAAAUUCAAGUUCAACUACGACAAAGAAAAAGACUCCUCAACACAAUAAAAAAGAGUCUCCGCAUUCAUCAUCUUCUCUUCGUUCUGAAGUAAAAUGUAAAACUUCAGAUGUAAAAAGCACUUCACAUGAAGAUUGUACCAAACCAGAAACAACUGAUGAACAUAAAACCAAAACAGUUUCUAAUGAAACGUUUAGACCCCGGAGUAAAUCAGAUAUAAGUAAAACGAAAAAAUCAAAUAUUAUUGCAAACAUGAAAACAGUUGUUCAAAACUCAUUUUACAAAAGUAUGCAUGCCGCCUCUUCUUUCGAAUCCGCCGUUAGUAAAGAAAUGCAUAACACACCCGAUCAAGUCAGACCACGAGCUGCAUCAGAUAGCCAUAGAAACCCAGUUAUUAGAGUGAUUGAUCUCAUACGACAUCGAAGUAAUAGCGUUAUCACUACUGAAGAUAAGAAAAAAGACAAAUCCAAUCAAUCUCUGUCUCAAAUGUCAGGAAGCAGUUCGUUAAGAAGAGGAUCACUUGACAAAACUACGAGACGUUUUUCUCUUGGAAUACCUCAAGUAUUGCAUAGGGCGUCAGAUGCAUCAGUUGAUCCAAUUCAUGCAGCAAUUCUAUUCAGGGAUUCCCGAGGGUUGCCAGUGGUGGAUCCUUUUUUGGAAAAUGUUUCGUUAUCAGAUUUGGGAGAAGAUGAUUCUCAAAUAUAUGUGAAAUUUUUCAAAUUCCAUAAAUGUUACGAUCUCAUUCCAACUAGUGCAAAAUUAGUUGUAUUUGAUACCCGUCUUCUGGUGAAAAAGGCAUUUUUUGCUCUCGUCUACAAUGGUGUCAGAGCAGCUCCUUUAUGGGACAGUUCCCGUCAGGAAUUUGUUGGAAUGCUUACUAUAACAGAUUUUAUAAAAAUUUUACAAAUGUAUUACAAAAAACCGUUGGAUAUAAUGGACGAAUUGGAAGAAAAUGAGUUGGAAACAUGGAGAAAUAAAUUACAAGAUCAAGCUAAUCCGUUAGUUAGUAUUUCCCCUGAUGCCUCGUUGUUCGAAGCCAUUAAAACAUUAAUAGAUCAUAGGAUUCAUCGAUUACCUGUAAUUGAUACGGAUACCGGAAAUGUUCUCUACAUUUUGACGCAUAAACGUAUAUUAAGAUUUCUUUUUCUAUACAUUCACGAGUUGCCAAAACCAUCAUUCACUCUCAAAACACUACAAGAAUUACAAAUAGGAACAUUUUCUAACAUCGAAACGGCAACAGAAGAUACAAGUAUUAUUUCAGCUUUGCGAAAAUUUGUUGAAAGAAGGGUAUCUGCAUUACCAAUUAUCGAUAGCGAGGGAAAACUCAUAAAUAUAUACUCGAAGUUUGAUGUAAUUAAUUUAGCUGCAGAAAAAACUUACAACGACUUAGAUGUUACGUUGAAGCAAGCAAAUGAGCAUCGCAAUGAUUGGUUCGAAGGUGUUCAAAGUUGCAAAUUAAGCGAGAGUUUAUUUUCCAUAAUGGAGAAAAUAGUUAAAGCAGAGGUGCAUCGGUUGGUUGUUGUUGAUGACGAAGAGAAAGUCAUAGGAAUUCUCUCUUUAUCCGAUAUUUUCAACUUUCUUGUUCUCAGUAAAGCUGAUGAUCCGGCCUUGAGCAGUGAGGCAAAAACACAUUCAGAUGCUGAUGAUAAUAAGAAGAGCACCAAAUCGCAACGUCCAAUCUAUGAAAAAUAUUCCAACUACAAACAAUCGAAUCAAAACAUUUUAAUAUCCGAACAACAAUUUUCCUCGGCGCAGUCGAUGGGAAUUUCCGUUGACGAGGUGCAGAUUGCACACGAAGACACUCAUCUGAGUAACGCCAUAGCGAGUCCUGCGACGGAAACGGACAUCGAUGAGUUCGCUCCCAAGAGAAAGCAGAGAAGAUACCGGACAACUUUUUCGAGCUUUCAGUUAGAAGAGCUUGAAAAAUCGUUUGCUCGCACACAUUAUCCAGAUGUUUUCACAAGAGAAGAAUUAGCUAUGAAAAUUGGUUUAACCGAGGCAAGAAUUCAGGUCUGGUUUCAAAAUAGACGAGCUAAAUGGCGAAAGCAGGAAAAAGUCGGUCCCACCGGCCAUCCAUUCAAUCCUUAUUUAUCUUCCUCCAACUCGGCGUCGAUAGGUCAGAGCGUUUCCUCGUUACCGAACCCCUUCAAUCGCCUAAACAGCGUCCACAUACGCAAGCCUUUCGAGUCGUUCAGAUGCUCCAAUAUCAGUACGACGCACACGAUGGUAUCGAGCAGUUAUCCGAAUCAACUUUACCACCAGCAACAAUCGAUUCUGCUGCAAGGAGUGUCGAACGCGCCUUUGAGUUGUAAUUCGGUUCCUUCGUAUCAGAAUCUCUUGACCAACAUCACGCAGCAGGCUGAGCAUUCGAAAACGGAGCGCAGUCCAUCGGCGCCGAUAUUUUCCAACGAUGUUAAAACCGUCAUUCCGGUUUCGCCGACUCCUAUAACGCCUUCCACGUCCUUUCUGAAUUUCGAAUCUUCCUCCAAUUCACUCAUCAAUCAACUACCCUUUUCAUCGACACCUUUGUUGAUGCCGGAUGACGAUCGUCGCACAAAUAGUAUAGCCGCUCUACGUCUGAAAGCUCGCGAGUAUGAAUUACACCUAGAAAAAAUACGUAAAAAAGGAGAUCUUAUAAAAUGA
Trichogramma pretiosum is the source of this 4064-nucleotide messenger RNA. RefSeq lists its product as uncharacterized. Gene Ontology annotation, biological process: regulation of DNA-templated transcription. Gene Ontology annotation, molecular function: DNA binding; DNA-binding transcription factor activity, RNA polymerase II-specific. NCBI's taxonomy places the organism in Eukaryota, Metazoa, Arthropoda, Insecta, Hymenoptera, Trichogrammatidae. The coding region runs from base 417 to 4064 and encodes 1215 amino acids. The record is from RefSeq and is a predicted model, not a curated record. The transcript is spliced from 18 exons.